This is a messenger RNA of Nannospalax galili (Upper Galilee mountains blind mole rat), 3187 nucleotides long. It is a transcript of the gene Micall2, whose product is annotated as MICAL like 2. Gene Ontology annotation, molecular function: protein binding. The record is from RefSeq and is a predicted model, not a curated record. Bases 166 to 3042 code for a protein of 958 amino acids. NCBI's taxonomy places the organism in Eukaryota, Metazoa, Chordata, Mammalia, Rodentia, Spalacidae. The transcript has 17 exons.
UGGCCGCCGGCCUCGCGGGCAGCUGAAGCAGUGCCGUGGGUCUCCCCGAGCUGUCGCCUCCCUGAGCGGCCGGCGAUCGGCGGGACCCCACGUCCGUCCGCGCUCUGGGGCCCGAGCCGGGCCUGUGACCCGCGUCUUGAGCCCCCGGCCCGUCCCACCUCCCUCAUGGCGGCCACCCGGGCCCUGCAGGAGUGGUGCCGCCAGCAGUGCCAGGGCUACCGCGACGUGAGCAUCACCAACAUGACCACCUCGUUCCGCGACGGCCUGGCCUUCUGCGCCAUCCUGCACCGGCAUCGGCCCGACCUCUUAAACUUCGAUGCUCUCAGGAAGGAAAACAUUUACGAGAACAACAAACUGGCCUUCCGAGUGGCCGAGGAGCAGCUGGGCAUCCCAGCCCUGCUGGAUGCUGAAGACAUGGUGGCCCUGAAGGUUCCUGAUCGACUGAGCAUCCUUACCUACGUGUCACAGUAUUACAAUUACUUUCAUGGCCGGUCCCCGAUUGGGGGCAUGGCCGGUGUGAAGAGGCCCCCAUUAGACUCAACAGAGGAACCUUCUGGAAAGAAGGCCCUGCCCCAGCCAGCCAAGUUGCCUUCAUCUGCCCUGGCCCGGGGGCCACCACUGUCUCCAGCCAGGACAAACCCUGUGGUCCAGCCGAAGGAGGGAGUCUCAGAGGGGCCACCCCCAAGAGCUGGUCUGGUGACAGCGGGCAGCUCAGUCAGCAGCACGUGUGCGCUCUGUGGCAAGCACGUUCACUUGGUACAGCGUCACCUGGUUGAUGGGAAGCUCUACCACCGCAGUUGCUUCAGGUGUAAACAGUGCUCCAACACACUGCAUUCAGGGACCUACCGUGCCACAGGAGAACCAGGUGUCUUUGUUUGUACUCACCACCGCCUGGAAGCCACCUCUGCAAGCCCCAAGUUGUUGGGCCUGGCCUCUAGGCAGCUGGGGACCGUCCCUAGGGACACCAGGACACCCAGUGCCCCACAGAAGGUCCAGGAGGUAAACGGGCUGAGAGAGGUGACACCAAGAGUCAAGGCAGCAGACUGGGGGCCUGCUGUGGGCAACACAACCACCAAAGGUCUUUUCCGGGCUGAACUGAACCCAUCAGCCACCUCCCGAGUCCAGGAGGAGAGCCCUGGAGGGCCCAGGCUGCCCACAAGCCCAGUGGCCACCUCUUCUGUGAAUGGCAAAGCUGUUACCAGAGUGAUCAACAGCUCUCCAAUGGGGUGGACAUCAGCUUCCCAGAACAGUGCAGCGGACAUCAGCUCCCGUCUUGUGGUGUCCCCGAGUACCCCAGACCCCCGUCCAUCUGUGCCCCAAGACCGGGCAGCCUCAAAAGUUUUGACUGCUCAGACCCAGCUCAACUCCAGGGUGGCAUCUCCUGGCACAGGGACCAUUGGCUCCCGUCCUGUGGUGUCCUCUAGUGCCGCAGACCCCCAUCCAUCUGUGUCCCAAGACCGGGCAGUCUCAAAAGGUUUGACUGCUCAGACCAAGCUCAACUCCAGGGAGGCAUCUCCUGGCACAGUGGCCAUUGGCUCCCGUCCUGUGGUGUCCCCGAAUACCACAGGCCCCCGUCCAUCUGUGUCCCAAGACCAGGCAAUCUCAAAAGGUUUGACUGCUCAGCUCCAGCUCAACUUGAGGGUGGCAUCUCCUGACACAACAGCAAUCGGCUCCCGUCCUGUGAUGUCACUAAGUGCCCCAGACUCUAGUUCAUCUGAGCCCCAAGGACGAGCAGCUUCAAAGCUGGGCGUGGCCACUCAGACCCAGCUCAACUCAAGCACAGCAUCCCCUGUGACCUCCCAGGCAUGGACCCCCUCAGCCUCGAGGACCCAGCAGGCCCGAGAGAAGUUCUUCCAGAACUCAGUCCCGGUCUCAGCCAGCAGCAACUCUGCUGGUCGGGUCCCCUCUGUGGCAGAUUGCCCUGCCCGGGACAGUAGCCGUGAGCAAGCACUGAGCAUCCUUAGGAAGACCCUGCCAGGGCUGGUAGAGGCUGGUACUCAGGCUCCAAGCAGAUCACUCCCUUCACUCCUCAUUGCCCCCAACCCAGGUCCAGGUGUGCCCCCCCAGGAAGGCCAGGAGGAGGGACCAGAAGGAUGGCGGGCCCGCCUGAGGCCUGUGGAUAAGAAGAAUCCUGCUGAGAAGGCUGUGGAGCAGAAGGAGCCACUGGUCCGGGUAGAGCUGAGGGUCAAGGACAUUUCCAGGAAGGCCUCCAGCAGCCUUAAAGGGGACAUCCGCACCACCUUGACUCCUGUGCAGCCUGAAAGGACGCCAGGCAUGCCUGGCCCCAGGCCCAGCCUCACAGCCCGUUCUCCAUCCCCAUCCCACCGUAAGAAACUGGCCAUCCCUGCUAGCCUCGAUGUCUCUGCUGAUUGGCUUCGGCCAGAACCCGUGGAGAAGGAAACUCAGGCUUGCAGCUGGAAGGAGAAAACAAAGCCCACUAGGGGUACACCAGGGAAGCCUGCGGGCCUGGCCAGCACCCCUCCUCCACCUGGCGAGACUGUGACCUCCCCUAUCAGACUGCACCCUGACUACAUCCCCCAGGAGGAGAUUCAGAGGCAACUGCAAUACAUUGAAAGUCAGCUGGACACCCUGGAGCUCAGAGGCGUGGAGCUGGAGAAGCGGCUGCGGGCAGCAGAGGGAGACGUCACAGAGGAUGCCCUCAUGGUGGACUGGUUCCGGCUCAUCCAUGAGAAGCAGCUGCUACUGAGGCUGGAGUCAGAACUCAUGUACAAGUCCAAGGACCAGCACCUGGAGGAGCAGCAGAUGGACUUAGAGAGCGAGCUGCGCCAACUAAUGGCCAAACCGGAGGGUCUGAAGUCCCCCCAAGACCAGCAGCGGGAACAAGAGCUGCUGCGUCAGUACGUGAGCACCGUGAAUGAUCGCAGUAACAUUGUGGACUUCCUGGAUGAGGACCGACUCAGGGAGCAAGAGGAGGACCAGAUGCUGGAGAACAUGAUCCAAAACCUAGGUCUCCAGAGAAAAAAGUCUAAGUUCCGUUUGUCCAAGAUCUGGUCCUCAAAGAGCAAAGGAGGCCAGGCGUGAGCUGCCCAUCGCUGAUUGCAGGGCUCCAGUUCCCACUCAGGAAGAGAGACUGGUGCUCUGGCCCUAGACAGGGUACUUGGGGCACCAGGGCCUGUACCUCCAACUCUGGGAUCCUUAUAACCUCAAUAAAGACAUCACCACUCUA